AUGACGACGAACAAUAUUAGGAAGGCGGCACAAGAGGAUAGGCAGAGGAACAGAGUAAGUUAUAAGGAAGCUAAAAAGGUGGCGAAGUUAGCGGUCACAGAAGCGAAGAGUACAGCAUAUGGUCUCAUAUACGAAGAAUUAGGGGAAAAAGGCGGAGAUAAGAAGUUGUUCCGGCUGGCCAAGGCAAGGGAGAAGACGACUCGGGAUCUAGACCAAGUGAGGUACAUCAAGGAAGAGGAAGGCCAAAUGUUAAUAGAGGACGCGCAAAUUAAGCGGAGGUGGCAGACAUACUUCCAUAAGCUGCUAAAUAAUGAAGGGAAGAGAGACAUUGUGCUAGGGGAAUUGGAGCACUCCGAGUGUCACCGAGAUUUUAGCUACUGA
Nicotiana tabacum (common tobacco) is the source of this 381-nucleotide messenger RNA. Lineage: Eukaryota; Viridiplantae; Streptophyta; Magnoliopsida; Solanales; Solanaceae. The record is from RefSeq and is a predicted model, not a curated record.